CAAGUCUGCCGGAAAUAACAAAGAAGAAGAGGGAGCAGGAAACAUGGCGGAUAACAGCAAUAUCGAGCAUACGGAAGAAGCGAACGUAAAUAAAAAUGCUGCUGCUGGAGGGUCCUCGAUGGUGGUCACCAUCAAAACCCCACAAGGAAAAGAGGAAAUUGCGGUUUCCGAGGAUUGUUCGGUCGCCGAGUUUAGACAAGAGGUCUCCAAAAGAUUUGAGGCCAAGCAGGAGCAGCUGGUGUUGAUAUAUACUGGAAAGAUCCUGAAGGACAGUGAUACUUUAAAGCAGCAUGGCAUCAAGGAUGGGCACACUGUUCAUCUUGUUAUCAAGGCCCAAAAAUCAACAGGUGGGAGUACAUCUCAGUCAAGUUCCAGCUCUGCACCAACUCAGCAAAACACCAGCGCCACUGUAACAGACAGCACAAGAGGUGGCACAAGUCAGGCGCCAACACAACCUGCUAAUGCAAUGAGUGGACUCGGUGACCUGUCUGGCUUGUUAGGUCUUGGCAUGGGUUCAUCCAACCUCAUGGAGUUGCAGCAGCAGGUGCAGAGACAGCUGAUGUCCAACCCACAGAUGCUAUCGCAGAUUAUGGGGAACCCGCUAGUCCAGAACAUGCUGUCCAACCCAGACCUGAUGAGACAGAUGUUCGCGGGAAAUCCUCAGAUGCAGCAGCUCAUGGGACAAAACCCCGAGUUCUCCCGCUUGAUCAAUAACCCUGAGCUCAUGAGACAGAUGCAGAAUCCGGAAACACUUUCUAUGCUGACCAACCCCAGAGCCAUGCAAGCCCUCGUACAGAUCCAGCAGGGCAUCCAGACAUUACAGAACGAAGUCCCGGGUUUCAUGUCCAAUUUGUCUUCACAAGGUCUCACAGUUCCUCCAACCACAGGGGGCAGUGUCCCCCCAUUGAACCCUCUUGGUCCUGCUGCGGCAUCGGGAUCCAGUCCCUCACAGCAGCAGCUCAUGCAGCAGAUGUUACAGAUGUUUGCCGGCGGGGGGCCAUCGCUUCAAACCCCAGAGGUUCGUUUCCAGCACCAGCUUGACCAGCUCAACGCCAUGGGCUUCAUCAACCGCGAAGCAAACCUGCAGGCACUCAUCGCCACAGGAGGGGACGUCAACGCAGCCAUUGAGAGACUGCUGGCCUAACUCGCUCUGUUCACUUUGGGGUUGAGGGUGGAUGAUGUACAGUUGGGGGCUGGCAUGAGAGAUUUAAAAAUAAGUAAAUAAAUAAAUGAAUACAGUCCUCCAUUACAUUUGAGUCUGACCUGACCCCCAGGUAGACUUAGGGAUAUUCCAGUAAUUUAUAAUCUCUUCAGCUGAGCUGUAAAUCAUAAUGAUGAAAAGGAAGGUUGGGGAAGAGAGCUGCCAGUUUGAGUCUCAAACAAUUACUGUUGCGCUAAAUGCUGUGGCAGUACUGCUGCUGUGGAGUGAUGCCAUGGCUGUCAGUGCCACUGUGUUUGUCCUGCCAGCCAGAGAUGAUUUUUCUGGCAUGACAAGUGCUCCUUCACUUGACUUCUGCAUGAGGUUACCAAGCAAUUAACUUUUAAUACUUGUUUAUACAUUAUUUAAUUUUAACAGAUUGUAUUUAGACAGUUAUAUUAAGAGUUGUGAAUCAGGGUGUUGUUACAGUAGGUUUGAUGGUGUUCCAUUUGUGUUUUCUGUCUGGACAAGCAGCUUGUUCUUAACGAGUUUUUAUUUCCACCCAUGAGCCUUAAUCUUGCCUCGUUGACAGGUAUUUAUUAAGUUAUCUCGUCACUUAAGUUUUUUUUUUUUUUAAUCCUGAAGGGUUCUACACUCUACUGCAUUUUCUUUUCCAAAAACUGCUCUAAGUACUUUUAUUAAAUUUGUAAAGGUGGUAACUGUUGCUUAAAUGUUUUCUUGUGGAUGAAGGUUUUCAGACUACAGGACCAAGACUAUGAUAUGUAUAGAAGAGGGUUGGCAGAUAUGACAAUAUAAACUUUAGAGGAGAAAGAUUUUGCUAUACCCAGGCACCUAUACCUUUAAUAUCUCUGGUUAUAUUAUGCCAUUCCCGGGGGUGUUGCCAAAUAUUAUUAUUAUAUUACAUAUAUAGGAAUUUCUUGGACUUUCUCUGAUUUGUCUGGUUUUCAUCCACAGAAUUAACCAGGACAGUAAUUUCCAUCUGAUUAUGAUAUUACUGCUUACAAAUGAAACUUUAUUUUACAGUAACAUGGUUGUAUAUUAACAUACAAGCAAUGUAGUGCCUAAAUAUAACUGUUGGGUUCUGCAGUAUAUUACAAAAGUGUCAGUGAAAUCUAUUAUUUUAUGUGUACCUAUGGACUUUUUUCAACCAAAUAAAUUAUUUGCAAUA
Lates calcarifer (barramundi perch) is the source of this 2327-nucleotide messenger RNA. RefSeq names its product ubiquilin-1. The transcript has 7 exons. Lineage: Eukaryota; Metazoa; Chordata; Actinopteri; Centropomidae. The record is from RefSeq and is a predicted model, not a curated record. Bases 44 to 1144 code for a protein of 366 amino acids. Gene Ontology annotation, molecular function: polyubiquitin modification-dependent protein binding. Gene Ontology annotation, cellular component: cytosol. Gene Ontology annotation, biological process: ubiquitin-dependent protein catabolic process.